AUGCUUAAAACUCCCAAACGUCAAUUGGACUUCAUGAUGGCCAAUCCCGGAGCAGCCGUUGAUAAUCAAUCUGCCAUUUUGCCUGGUGCCAACCCGGCCGCAGCGGCAGCUGCGCAGCUGGCCGUUUCCCCAGCCGCCGCAGCUGCUGCCCAACUGCAACAGCAGCAGGUUCAGCAGGCCAUAUUGCAGGUACAACAACAACAAACACAGCAGGCUGUGGCUGCAGCCGCCGCCGCUGUUGCCCAACAAUUGCAAAAUCAAACCAACGGUGGUGGUACCAAUGGCAAUACAAAUGGCUCCAGUGAGACUCGCACCAAUCUGAUCGUGAACUAUUUGCCGCAGACAAUGAGCGAAGAUGAAAUCCGUUCCCUAUUCUCGAGUGUGGGUGAAAUUGAGUCGGUGAAAUUGAUACGUGACAAGAGCCAACCCUUUUUGGAUCCCCUCAACCCAACCGCCACAAAGGGCCAAAGUUUGGGUUAUGGCUUUGUUAACUAUGUACGGCCCCAAGAUGCCGAACAGGCAGUGAAUGUUUUAAAUGGCCUAAGGCUGCAAAAUAAAACCAUAAAGGUCUCGUUUGCCCGUCCCUCAUCGGAGGCAAUUAAGGGUGCGAAUUUAUAUGUUUCCGGCCUGCCCAAGACCAUGACACAACAAGAUUUGGAGGCCAUAUUUGCACCAUUCGGCCAGAUUAUUACAUCGAGGAUUUUGCAAAAUGCCGGUAAUGAUUCCCAGACCAAGGGUGUGGGUUUUAUACGUUUCGAUAAGCGUGAAGAGGCCACAAGGGCCAUUAUUGCUUUGAAUGGCACCACACCAACCGGUUGUACCGAUCCCAUUGUCGUGAAAUUCUCCAAUACCCCAGGAAGUACGAAUAAGAUUAUACAGCCUCAGAUACCGACAUUUUUGAAUCCUCAACUGGUGAGACGUAUUGGUGGUGCCAUGCACACCCCCGUGAACAAAGGCCUGGCCCGUUUCUCCCCCAUGGCCGGUGAUAUGUUGGAUGUUAUGCUACCAAAUGGUUUGGGAGCAGCGGCAGCCACUUCGCUGGCCACCGGCCCCGGUGGUGCCUAUCCCAUUUUCAUUUACAAUUUGGCGCCGGAAACUGAGGAAUCAUCGCUGUGGCAGCUGUUUGGUCCCUUCGGGGCCGUGCAAUCGGUGAAAAUUGUUAAAGACUCCUCGACCAAUCAAUGCAAAGGUUAUGGUUUUGUGUCCAUGACCAACUACGAUGAGGCUGCCAUGGCAAUAAGAGCGCUCAACGGUUAUACCUUGGGUAAUCGAGUGUUGCAAGUUAGUUUCAAGACUAACAAAAAGUAAA
Molecule: messenger RNA, 1309 nt
Organism: Musca vetustissima
Lineage: Eukaryota; Metazoa; Arthropoda; Insecta; Diptera; Muscidae
Gene: elav
Product: protein elav
Exons: 2
Coding region: 1-1308 (435 amino acids)
Cellular component (GO): ribonucleoprotein complex
Molecular function (GO): RNA binding
Source: RefSeq, a predicted model, not a curated record